Neurospora tetraspora is the source of this 1797-nucleotide messenger RNA. RefSeq lists its product as uncharacterized. The transcript has a single exon. The record is from RefSeq and is a predicted model, not a curated record. NCBI's taxonomy places the organism in Eukaryota, Fungi, Ascomycota, Sordariomycetes, Sordariales, Sordariaceae. Bases 1 to 1797 code for a protein of 598 amino acids.
AUGAGUUCGACCCGUUCAAGAAUUGCGUCUGUGGAAGACGCCGACGACGACGGAAAUAUCAUCCAAGGAACCUCCCGCUACGCUGCCUCUGUUGGCUCCAAAGAAGACUCGAGCUCCGGGCGUGCACGAAAAGAGCACAAGAAGUCAGACUCUUCACCCAUAGUGACAAACGGCCAGCCCGACUCCGACUCGACGCGACAUCCCCGCAGAAGCGAAUCAUUCAAGACACCACGAAGAGAGCGCGAAACGUCGACAUCCGGCACCAAAAGAUCCAGCAUGUCGUCCUCACGCCCCGUUCCACGACAUGCCAACACCACCGGCAAUCUUCACAGACGGGGGGAUUCCGAGAGGACCGGAAGGGAUAUCGAGGCUUCGUACUACGGCGUGAGCCCUACGAUGACAACAUCCUCCUCUCGGCCCCCUCGUCCUCAAUCAUCCGCUCGGCCCGGUAGUUAUUACGGGACGGGCCCAACACGACCACCUCCCCCUUCUGCUCGCUAUACAGCGCCUGGGCCCCCGCCCCCUCCUCCGCAAUUCAUGCCUCCAUCCUAUCCAACUGCUCCGCCAACAUGGGCUGGACCGGGAUCCAUGCAACCAAUGCCGAUUCCGACGCCGGGCUCGCUGAGCCGACAGCCUACAGACUACUUCUCUGCACAGCCCUUCGAUCCACGCCUAGAUGCCCAACUCGCUGCUCUUAGUCUUGGAACUAGCCCGAGCCGCCCCCGAACUGCCAUGGCUUAUCGCACCUCCCGCGCUCUUGAAUAUGGGGAGGGAGACUUCGACGAAGAGAACGAGAGACCGAUGCCGCGGCCCUCUCUUUCCCACAGAAAACUGUCGAGGGACGAAGACGCCCGGAGAAUGCCCCCUCCAGUCAGGUCUUCUACCGCUCACCCGACAGCCAACCCAUAUAGGCCACCGCCAGUACCGACAACACCGGGCAGACGAGCUUCACGAUAUGCUGAUGAAGACCAGUCGGGCGAUGCGUUAUUUGCCCUUUCGCCAACUCCUUACGAGUACCAGACCCCUGCUCCCGCUGCAAGCAGAGCGCGGUCUAAGUCAAGACCGAGGCACCAGCAGCGACCCAGUGUCAGCGCGGGAACAUACGAAGACCCGGAAUCCAGGAUGGAAAUAGCCAGUCGGCAUAAUCGGCGACACUCGUAUUAUGGAGCAGCGCUACAGUCAAUUGCCGCCCCUGGAAGCGGAUACGAAGAAAAAAUCCGUCAAGCCGCCAAGUACCAGACCGAGACAAUUGGUGGUGAUCCGAUGCCGCUCACGGCAGAAACUCUCCGCAGAGCCCAAAGGAACGGCGGCAGCAGUCGUUCCACAAAGAGCUCGGAAGAAAGCCGUGAUGAGAGCGAUUACAGGCACUCGGCAACAACACGAACCACGCGGUCAAGCGCCAAUCCACAUGAAGAUGUCACCAUUCGGGUGAUGAAGGGCAAGGGUGCCGUGCUCGAAGUAAACGGCGCGAAGCUGAAGUGCGCUGGUGGAGCCGAAAUCAAUAUCUCAAGGAACGCCAUCACCUCUGGGCGAAACGGGAGUGAGAAGGCGUACUAUGACUACGAGGAUGAAUAUGAUGAGCGCCAGCCUCGGUAUAUCGAGGAUGGACGCCAGCAGCACUAUGAAGAACGUCGUCCUCGGGCUGAGCGAUCUCAGACCAGGACUCGCGCGGCCUCGCGGGCGAGGUCACGCCCAAGAUCAAUGCAUUAUGCCGGUCGCGACGUUGACGGCACCGAUUACGAUUAUAUCCCGGCCUAUCCCGAGUACCCAACGGAUCCUCCUACGUAUCGCUACUGA